Molecule: messenger RNA, 1622 nt
Organism: Pristis pectinata (smalltooth sawfish)
Lineage: Eukaryota; Metazoa; Chordata; Chondrichthyes; Rhinopristiformes; Pristidae
Gene: ak6
Product: adenylate kinase 6
Exons: 5
Coding region: 162-680 (172 amino acids)
Cellular component (GO): nucleus; cytoplasm
Molecular function (GO): ATP hydrolysis activity; AMP kinase activity; ATP binding
Source: RefSeq, a predicted model, not a curated record
UUGUUCCCAACGGAAUCAACAUUAGAUCAGCGGGACUGAGGUCCGUUUGUCUGUGAAAUGUUUCCGACCACCCCGAACGGCGGGCAGGACGGGCUGUGACGCAGAGAGACGGCGCCGGUCCAGCGAAGGUCCCCGGGCAGUGGGAGCUGGUGGUUCUCACCAUGGAGAACCGGCCGAAUGUCCUCCUGGCAGGUACUCCAGGUGUUGGGAAAACCACCCUUGGUAAAGAGUUAGCUGGAAGAACUGGACUGACGUAUGUGAAUGUGGGAGAACUGGCAAAGGAAGGUCAGCUGUAUAAAGGCUAUGAUGAAGAAUACUCGUGUCCCAUUCUGGAUGAAGAUGGGGUGGUUGAUGAACUUGAGGAGAAGAUGAAGGAAGGUGGGGUAAUUGUGGAUUACCAUGGGUGUGACUUCUUUCCAGAGCGGUGGUUCCACAUUGUCUUUGUCCUUCGAACGGAUAAUUCAAUCCUAUAUGACAGAUUAGAAAACAGGGGUUACAGUGGAAAGAAGCUUCAGGACAAUUUACAGUGUGAGAUUUUCCAGACCAUAUAUGAAGAGGCAAUGGAAUCGUAUCGAGAGGAGAUUGUGCAUCAGUUGCCCAGUAACACACCCGAGGACCUGGAAAGAAAUUUGGAACAGAUUGUACAGUGGGUUGAACAGUGGAUGAAAGAUAAUAAUUAAAUGCCAGCAGUUUUGGAAGGCCUUGGGCUUAGAAGAUUCAUUGCUGGCAUAAAAAUAAACUAAUAUGCUGAGAUGGCUGGUUUUCAUUGGGCUGGCUGCAGUUAACGUCGUGAAAAAGCACUGGUAUUUUAUGCAGGGCAAACAAAGAACAUUUAGGUUAUACAGAGAUUUACUUAUUUGUUGAAUAUUUAGGGACAGAAUUAUAUAAUGAUCAUUGAAAAUAUUUUGCUAUUAGACCAAGAUAUGCUAGUCAAUAUAGUCAGUAGUUGGUAAAGGAUGCUAGUCAAUAUAGUCAAUAGUUGGUAAAGGAUGCAAGAAAGAUUACUGCUCUUCACUUACAGGUUACAUUUGCUGUCUGUUCUGAAGAAUAGUUUGGGUAAACAUACAAAAACAAAGAUAUGGACAACUGAGUCCUGUGUUGAAGUUACAGGAUUGCUUGUGACGAGAAACUUGCUGAUAUUGGCUGAAUGAACCAACUGUUCACCCAUUAUUCAUUGGGUAGCACUGUUGUUUCUGAGUUAGAAGAUUGUGAGCUUAAGCUGUAUUCCACAGACUUGGGCCGAUAAUAGAAGCAGAUAUUCCAGGGCAGUCCCAAGGGAGCUUUGCACUUUUGUAAAUGCCGUUUGUUUAGAUGUGUUAAUUUUAGAGGAUGUGGGGGAAAUUGAAUUCUUUGUGGCUAGUCCUCUACCAUUUCUGAUCAAACUUGAAGCUCACUGAUACAUCAUUCCCACAUAUCUAUCUGGAAUAAAAUGGCUGGUAAUUAUAUACCUGGAUGGAGAAAAGCAAUGCUAACUUUGUUAAUGAAUUCAAAAUUUUGUUAGAGCUAUUCUACGAAUGUGAGAGUGUGACUAUUCAUGCAAAUUUAAUACUUUUUAGUUUAAGACAUUUAAGCCAUAAGUACUUAAGCCAUGGAAAAGAAAAUUAAAAUUAUAAUGCAAAACA